This is a messenger RNA of Ostreobium quekettii, 1200 nucleotides long. The record is from the annotation of a GenBank genome assembly. Lineage: Eukaryota; Viridiplantae; Chlorophyta; Ulvophyceae; Bryopsidales; Ostreobiaceae.
AUGUUCAGCUUGGGAUCUCAACAAACUGUGGAGCUGGGACUCAGCACUUGUUACGACCCCAUUGCCUCUGAGAAGUACUUUGGGCAGCGGCCCUGGCUGGUUUGGACGAGACUGGUGGAGGUUGUCAGCUCGGGGGUGGGUUUUGUUGCCUGGAGUGGAUUGACUGCUGUGUCACACAGCUGGGCCGAGAGGGGGAAGGCGCUCCGUAACUUGUUCACCAGCCUUGGGCCGACUUUUGUCAAACUUGGGCAGACGUUGGCCACCAGGCCAGACCUAGUUGGAGAAGACGUCAGUGAAGAAUUGACAAAGCUGCAGACAUCGAGCCCCCCCUUCGAUGACGAGACAGCCAAGCGCGUGCUGGAAGCGGAACUGGGCAUGGCGAUCGACGAAGUUUUCUCUCACCUGGAUGGCAGACCAGUGGCUGCAGCAUCACUUGGCCAGGUGUACUUUGGUGUCAUUGCCGAGGAUGGCACGCAGGUGGCAGUGAAGGUCCAGAGGCCAAACCUGCUCGAGAGCAUAACACUGGACAUCUACAUUUUGCGCUUCCUGCUCAGCGUGGUCCGCAGCGCUGCAGGCAUAAACACAGACCUGCGCCUGCUGGUGGACGAGGUUGCAGAAGGCCUGUGCGGGGAACUGGACUACCGAAGGGAGGCAGCCCAAGCGAGGGAGUUUUCUGCCGCUCACCGCCACCUGGGUUUUGUCACAACACCUGAGGUGGUGCAUAGGCUGACGACCAAGAGGGUCCUCACCACCAAGUGGGUACAUGGAUUCAGCCCGACGGAGCUGCUCAGGGUGGCAAAUAGCAACUCCACUUCUGCGGAUGAUCUGCAGGCAGCGGCAAUGGCAAAGCGGGCGGUGCUGAACCUUGUGGACAUGGGAAUCGAGUGUUCGCUGUGCCAGCUGCUGGACACGGGUGUGAUGCAUGCUGACCCCCACCCAGGAAAUAUCAUGCUGUCGGCGGGCGAUGGCAGUUUGGUGUACCUAGAUUUCGGCCUGUUGGCGUAUGUUCCUCCGAAAACAUCUGAGGCGAUGAUGAGCCUUUUGGUGCACCUCGUCCUUCGCGACUGGCGGAGCUUUGCCACUGACUUGGAUGCCAUGGACCUGCUGAAGCCAACCACAGACAGGGAAGCCCUUGCCUAUGACCUUGGAGAGGAGUUCUCCAACACCAUGAGCGCCAGCCGAGCAAGCUUCGACUUCUGA